AUGGACUUGACAACCAUUUUUUUUUUCAUCAUCGGUUUAACUAACGCAACACUUGCAAUCACCUUGAAUGCAAUUCAAGUGAAGCUCACGCUCAAGAAAAAAAAGAAAGAAAAACCUCCCAUUUACAUGCUAAAUCUUUGUGGCAUUAAUCUAAUGGUUGGUAUUUUUAUCAUCAUAAAUAAGCUUCGUUGGUUAAAUAAAAACUCCAGUGGUGAAGAAACACUUUUUCAAAAUGAAGUUGUAUAUCUCCUGCUUAGUCUGCAGCUAUUAGCGUUUGUUAUCAUGGCUGGGGAUCGUUAUUUAGCACAUAAAAAACCACUCAUAUACUGCAGCAUGACCGAAAAAAGUGCCACCGUUGUUUGCGCAAUGAGCUGGGUAAUCUCAGUUAUUCUAACAGUCUUGUUUUAUUUUACAAUGAAAAACUAUAAACAAGUUUUCUUGUUAUUAACAAGUUUUAUUUACUUAGCGUUAGCGUGUAUGAUACCCUUCUACUAUGUCAUGAUAAAGGAUAUUGCUCCGAAAGUACCCCAUGAAAACACUACAUGGCAAACCCAACAAGAUAAAAAAGAGAGGGUGUUAUCAAUACGUAAAGAUAAAGAAGAAACACCAACACCAUCCCACAUGGAAAGCAAGAAAAACAUUUUGUUUACAAAAAGAUGUAACAAGGUGGAUGUUUGUAAAAACCCUCGCCAAGAAUCCAGUAAAAUCCAUAUGUCAAACCAACACAAGAACAGAAAAACCAAGUACAGAAAAAAAGUUGAAACACUGCGUUUGUUUACUGGAACUUUAGUAUGUUUUGCGAUCUGUUGGUUUCCAUUUUCAAUUUAUGCUUUUGUAUUAAAUUCCAAUGUUAUGGAUAACUGGAAACAUAAAGAGACGUUGACAAUCAGCGUGUUAAAUCUAGCCUUUUUUAAUUCAGCUAUUGCGCCAACAAUUUACUUAUUUUACGCAUGGACAAAGACCAAAAAGAAAAACAAUCCUUAA
Hydractinia symbiolongicarpus is the source of this 984-nucleotide messenger RNA. RefSeq lists its product as uncharacterized. Lineage: Eukaryota; Metazoa; Cnidaria; Hydrozoa; Anthoathecata; Hydractiniidae. Bases 1 to 984 code for a protein of 327 amino acids. The transcript has a single exon. Gene Ontology annotation, molecular function: G protein-coupled receptor activity. Gene Ontology annotation, biological process: G protein-coupled receptor signaling pathway. The record is from RefSeq and is a predicted model, not a curated record. Gene Ontology annotation, cellular component: membrane.